UGAAGUAAAUGAGUCCCUGCAGUAUCGCUGAGAAGGGUGUUCACUGUAUGCUGCGCGUAAGAUACGCAGGAGAGAGAACGAAGUGGGCUGGUGGCGGUGAAGAUGGCGGAUGGAGACAGUGGGAGCGAGCGCGGUGGUAGCAGCGGAGGUGGAGGAGGCAGCGGGUUUCAGCACUUCCAACGGGAGCAGGAGACCCAGGAACUUGCUUCGAAGAGGCUUGACAUUCAAAACAAGCGGUUCUACCUAGACGUCAAGCAGAAUUCGAAGGGCAGGUUCAUCAAGAUAGCGGAGGUCGGGGCCGGGGGCUCCAAAAGUCGCCUGACACUCUCCAUGUCAGUUGCGGCCGAGUUUCGCGACUACUUAGGGGAUUUCAUUGAGCACUACGCCCAACUUGGGCCCAGCAGCCCUGAGCAAAUCGCGCAGUCAUCCGGUGGAGAUGACGGUGGGCCUAGACGAGCCUUAAAGAGCGAAUUCUUAGUCAGAGAAAACCGAAAAUACUACCUCGAUCUGAAGGAGAAUCAACGGGGGAGGUUCCUCCGAAUCCGACAGACCGUCAACCGUGGGCCCGGCUUCGGAGUUGGAGGCCCUGGGGGCGGAAUGCAGGCAGGCCAAACCAUCGCGCUCCCGGCCCAGGGCUUAAUAGAGUUCAGAGACGCCCUUGCCAAGCUUAUAGAUGAUUACGGUGGAGACGACGAGGAACUGACCGGUGGCACAGCAGCGGGGGGUUACGGCGAGCUUCCCGAGGGAACAUCCAUCAUGGUGGACUCCAAGCGCUUCUUCUUUGACGUCGGGUCCAACAAAUACGGAGUGUUCCUGAGAGUUAGCGAAGUCAAACCAAGCUACAGGAACUCUAUAACUAUCCCAUUUAAGGCCUGGAGUAAGUUCGGUGGAGCAUUCAGUCGGUAUGCAGAGGAGAUGAAAGAAAUCCAGGAGAGACAACGGGAUAAAAUGUACGAGAGGAGGGAAGAGUCGGAGGGCGAAGAUGUGGAGGACGACUGAACCCCCUCAACGCUGUCCAGCUGACGUGAGAUCUGCAGAUGUAUAAUGAUGCAGUACGCAGACAUGACAGAUUUACAAAGUGCAUGACGAAUCGAACUUAUACUAAAAUAUUGUGGCGUAAUAUACAUUUGACAGAAUUAUAGAUGUGUAAGAUCCGAAGUUUUUUUGUUUGUAACGAGGGUUGUUUGGGGGUCACAAUUAUAGUAAAAGCCAUGGGCAAAAAGUGCACGACAGGAAUGUCUUAUAAGACAAGAAAAAGUAUGAUUUGUUAUAAAGGCCUAUGAUAACAUGGCAUUCUCCUAAACCAGCAACUCUUCUUCCUUAGAGGACAAAAAUCUUUAUACUGUCAGAUUAUGAUGACAAACAAAUCUUUAUAAUAUCAGAUUGUAACAUUUAUAUUAAGAAAAAAAAAUGCCCCCUACCCCUCAACCCCCAUGCAUUUGCUUAUGUGUAUUGUUGCUGUUUAGCUAAAGAUGGGAGAGGUGCUCCAGUUGUAGCUCUAUCAACGUCUCUCUGGUGCCUGGGCCCUUUACGUUAAAAAACUAGAUCCAAGGGGUCCAGAGCACUCUUGUGUCUAUCUGUGGGGUGUUUAUUUGGCUUCAAGGUGUGUAGAAAUGAUAAGGUUGGCUUUUGCAAUAUGAUGUCAAGAUCUUUAGCCAUUUUCAUAAGGCCCACAGUGAGUGAGCAAGCUUUUUUGAGCUGAGCAAGCCUGCAAUGGCUGAAACAUUGCUACUUUAGAUGACAGCCUCCAUACAUGGUAGAAGUCUGUCACCAAAGCUGCUGACUGAUCUUACUCCCAUAAAUCAGCCUAGCCUCUUACAUUUGCAAAGCAUUGGUUCAGAAUUUGUAAACACAAUUGGGACACUUAUUUUUUUGACAACAUAGCAUAAGAUCAGAGGAAUAUAUUAGCAGAAUGGAUUAACAAUAUAACUGCAUCAAAUGAAAUGUUGCGUGCAAGUCCAGCUGUCUUCCACGCCCCCCCUGCCAAGAAGCCGUCUGCCCGACCAACGUCCAGCUUCCUGAAUGGGGAGACGUGCCAUUGGUCCAAAUAGACGAUCUUGCUGUGAUCAAUGCAGAAUGCCAGGACUCUCAAAAGUUAUCAGCUGAAGAAUGACACAGUCUGCUCUCUGGAGUUCUCAUGGACUGACAAAGAGAGAGUUACUCUCUACCCGUCACGGAGACUAAAGCAUCAACAACAUAGGACCUUGACUGUGAGGUAACACACGUCACUCUAAUUCUCCAAGAAGUAGAGGUAGCUCUCUCCAGUGGCCGGUCCAUGCACAGGCCUCAACACACUCCUGGUCAUUAAUGGACUGAAUCGCAUGAAUGGUUUCUUUUCUUUUGUAAGAAAACUUAUAUUUGCAGAUUAUACUUUAUGAAAGAAAAAAACGGAACAAACCAGCAUAUUUUUAAUUACUUAAAUAGAAUAUAUCUAUAUGAAUGACAGAAUUAUAAAGCCAUAUUAGGCUGAUUUCAUAAAGCAAAGCUGGGGAGAAGCAUUGGGCAGAUAUUUUUUCCUUUUUUCCUUUUUGGUUGUUUUCCUAUAGAAAGUGGAAGAACGCAUCUAAGUAAAGAAAAUAUAAAAUGCAAUGUAUCUUGACUGUAUAAAAAAUUCCCAUUUUCUCUUCCUCACAAUAUAUGUUGACAAUGUACUGGUUAAUGUGUUUCUCUGAAAGUAUAGACAACAUUUUAUUUAGCACACUAUCUAACAGAUGGGACCCAUGUCACAACCAUGUGAGUAAUUUGUUUUUUCUAAAAAUGUGCAUCUCUGUCCCUCAUUUUGAGUUGUCUUCUGUUUUAAUUUAUUGAAUUAUCAGAAGAAUUCAUUUCUAUAUUUGUUUAUUUCACUCUAAUCCCAGGGAAUAAGACUAUAUAGGUUUGAUGGGCAAGCAAGCAAAAUAGAAAGACAUCUAUGUAAUACCUUUGUCCUGUGGUGGUCACUUGUCUCAAUGUCGUUCCGUGGCAGCAGUUAAGGGAGGUUGGCUUCCUCUUAACGUUUAGGCUAGUUGAAAAGAGUUAAGACAGACUGGUAACACAGGGAAACACACACACACACACUUCAUUACUGCACUUUAUAUAGGGUUAACAAGUUGACAGGAAUAACUAGUCAAAUCUAGUGCAAUGUGCACACACCUACUGGGCCAGUUCUUCACUGGGUGUUGCCAUUUAGUAGAGCUUUGCAAACCUCCGUUGUCUUGUUCAGUGACAGCUGUUUCACUUUUAAGCGUGUGUGUGUGUGUUAGUUGCUGUAAUUCUAUGAUCUUCUAGACUAUUUAAAGCAAACAAAAAACCUUUUUCCUAACACACAGUCAAAAACUCACACACAGGGAGAGUGUUUGAGCUGGUCUUGUGCUAUAAAGCCUGAUGCCUCCCAGAGUUUGCAGAGCUCAGACAGGAGCAGCAGCCGGUGAGCCGUAUUCGGCGAUCACACCGGCAGUGCCAUCUCGCCCAAUCGGCUGAGCUGCAGCGAGGAGGAUUCGCUCUAAAUCUACAAUGGCGGCAGCUGUGCAGGCCGCGUGUGUGUGUGUGGUGCUGUGUGUGUGUGUGUGUGUGUGUGUGUGUGUGUGUGUGUGUGUGUGUGUGAGCUGACUUUGCAGCAGGGCUAUUUUAACGUCCAGGCCCGCAGCAGGGCCGGCAUUCCUCCCCCCGGGAAACUCAGGAGCUUCAGCUGUGCCGAGGGCUGACGGCUGCCUCUGACCGCUGAGAGACACAAGGGCCUGAUUGUCGAGGCUGCCACAUGCUCACAUGCGCGCACACACACACAACGCCACCACCCUUGCAAAAACCUAAUUACACCAGGGCCUACACUAAGUGCACAUGUGACGGAGGCAGAUUUGCCUUAGUCACGGCUGUGGACCGACGCAAAGCAGGCAGCACUUGGAGUUGGGAAUCUGUACUAAUGCUCAAGCUCUAUACAUUUGGAAAUCUGUUGAAUUUCAUAAAUGCUUAUUAGCUAAGCACUUGUUAACUAUGUACCUGUGAUUAGUAGAAAGCAGUUCAUUUUGGUUACCGAUAACAAAUAUUAUUGCGUGACAGGAAAAAAAAAACAGCAAUUCACUGUGGUCUUGUACAGCGGCCUAACAUUGUUAUUUGGGAAAUUUGACAGAGGUCUGGUGUUAUUGAUUGUAAAGUGAGCGUGAAAGAUAUCUUGCGCCUCUACCUAGGCUUCUGUUUGUUGUCACAAUCACGGGGAUAAAUCCACCGUUGCUGGUGUGGCACGGGGCCAGGGCAGAGGGAGGCAAGGUGGCGAGCACAGAUUACUCCAGACGAGGGCACAGGGCUCAUAGUUGGCAGCACGGAGAGACGGGAGCCAACUAAAAGUGUGACGCAGCAGGAGCAGCUGUUGCCAGGACAUUCCUUUAGUUCCCUACCUUCCUACGCACACACACACACACACACACACCCUCUCAAUCACACACACGGCCCUUUCCUAACCCCCCUUGCACAUACACUUGCUCACUCUUUCUCACACAUACACAGCCUUCCAUGCCCCCCCCACAUCCCUUUACGCACUCAUACAUGCACAUUCACAGACUCCUACACAUAGGAGGGUGUGUUUGUGGGGGUGGGUAAGUGGAAGGCCUACCCACCCUCUCAAACAUACCCUCUUUUCAGCUGCUCCACUGACCGCCUCGUGGACCUUUGGAGUUCCAAAAAGGGUCGAUGGGUAGGAGGGACUGCACCUGGGUCUGCAGUAGACUAACCCUGACCUGCACAUAGUCACACGUACACACACACUCUCGUAGCUCACGGUGUCCUGGGACCUGUUUGUGUGUGUGUGUUGGGGUGAGGGUGAUUGCAAACACGAAACUAAAUGAAAACUCCUGAAAUAAGUUUUUGAGUGCUGAUGUUCUUUUAAAGAUUCACAAUGUAAUAUCCUACAGAGUCUGUAGCUUGCAUUCUAACACUGCACUCAUGUGCUCUGGGGUGUUAAGUCAGGGUGGUGCCUGUGACGGGGUCACUGCCAUGGUAACCUCUGCCAUGGGGACUUGCUGGACUGUGUGCGUAGUGUUGCGUCUUGUUGCAGCACUGUCGAGCUGGACUUGACCUCUGUGACCUCUCAGAGCUGUGACCGAGAACCAACAUGCGGGUGAGCGGUGAGGCUCCAGAGUGUCAGUGCGCACUUUGACGGACCCGGUCAGAUCACGUUCUGUGUCCGCCGUAUCAUUGCCGCUAUGGCGGGCGAGUUUGUGAUCAGUGACAGAUGGGCAGUGUUGGGACGGUGUGUAGUGGACACACACAUAUGCAGCUAUCUGUUGACUCAGAGGCCUCUCCAGUCCAGCAUGUGCAUGUUACUGUGCCGGGCUAAACAUCACUUCCUGUUCCUGCAACAGGAAGCGAACUGGAGCUUUUGCUCAGGGAGCUUUCCGCUGUCCAUCGCCAUGUAAAAGCAACAGCAGGUCACUGUUGUGACAGCUGACCUGGAGAACUCAGCCGAAUCAAUUAGUGGCUUGAUUCAGGAGUACCUGAGAGCAGCCGCUAGAUGUUUGGUUUGAGUUCCACCAGGUGCUCUACUCCAUGCUAUCCGUUCACCACGUUUACUCUCAGACUUUUUCUAAAUGUUUAUUUUCUGAAUUUAACUGCUACCAGAGGAGGCUUCAGACACAGACACAAUUUAAGCAUUAGGAUAAAAAGCCAUCACCAUCAGUUUGUUUUGUAAGUUUGAAUGGAAAUAUGUAUUAAAAAAAAAAAAAAAACAAUGGGUCAUUGACAGUUAAACUGUACCAAUGUAUUUGAUUAUAAAUAGUUCUAAUGGGUUUUUGCUCGUGAAUAAUUUGUUGACAUUCUAAUGUGUCAGCAAACUAUAUGUGUGUGUGGGUGUGCUAUCUUGUUAUCUACUUGUUGCAUUAAUUCAUUCUCUGCACGGCACACCACCGUUUGCUUCCAGCGUCCGAAGGACAGCGUCUGCUCAGUUGUCCCUGAACAGAGCAGAACCGGGCUUGGUUCUGUGGCUUCAGACAGACACACAGAGAACCAUAGGAUGCAAGGUUCUUCGGUGCCUCUAGAACAGCCAAGCACCUCUAGCUCCUGAUAGACUGUGACCAACCACAGGCUCCUUGAAGCGCACUCGUUUUGGCUACAGCAUUUUUCCAACAGAGAUUUGAACAUUUAGAAAUCUAUAUUUAGAAACUGCUAUGUAUGUUUGUAACAUAAUAAAGACUGAUAUAAGUGAUGGAAAAUGC
Messenger RNA from Alosa alosa (allis shad), 6182 nucleotides. It is a transcript of the gene purbb, whose product is annotated as purine-rich element binding protein Bb. The coding region runs from base 103 to 999 and encodes 298 amino acids. Gene Ontology annotation, biological process: regulation of transcription by RNA polymerase II. The transcript has a single exon. Gene Ontology annotation, molecular function: purine-rich negative regulatory element binding; DNA-binding transcription factor activity, RNA polymerase II-specific; RNA polymerase II transcription regulatory region sequence-specific DNA binding. NCBI's taxonomy places the organism in Eukaryota, Metazoa, Chordata, Actinopteri, Clupeiformes, Clupeidae. Gene Ontology annotation, cellular component: nucleus. The record is from RefSeq and is a predicted model, not a curated record.